UUAGCUCAACCCCAUUACUGAGUUGAAGAUAAUCGUUUCUCUGAUAACUUGAUAAUGUGUAAAUCAAGCAAAUUUUCAUACAAAUAACUCAGUGUGUUGUUCAUAUAGACUUUAAAGUAAUAUAUUUCUACAGUUGUUUAAUUUUUAUUAUAAAAUCGAAAUGUCUAGAUUAAUAACGCGAAUGCUUGUGAGUGAUACAAAAUAUAGUUUUCUCAAGCAACUAGGCCUUACAGCUGAGAAUGAUGGUGGAUUCGAUGGCAAAUGGAGCAGUUCAGGAAAGAUAAUAGAGUCUGUUUCUCCAGCAAAUGGGAAUCUAAUUGCAAAAGUAUAUGAAACAACACUUGAACAAACUUGUAAUACAAUUACUGAAGCAUAUAAAGCAUGGCCGGAUUGGGCAUCAAUGCCUAUACCUGCAAGAGGUGAAAUAGUUCGUCAAAUAGGCAAUGAACUAAGACUAAAUCGAAAAGCUUUAGGACAAUUAGUAUCUUUAGAAACAGGAAAAAUAUUAGCUGAGGGUAUUGGCGAAGUCCAAGAGUAUAUUGACAUUUGUGAUUAUGCAGUUGGGUUAUCAAGAACACUACCCGGAAGUAUUUUUCCAUCUGAAAGAAAAGACCAUACUCUUCUUGAAAAAUGGAAUCCUAUUGGUGUUAUUGGAAUAAUAUCAGCAUUUAAUUUUCCUUUAGCUGUUUUUGGAUGGAACAGUGCAAUUGCAAUGAUAUGUGGGGAUGCUAUGGUAUGGAAAGGUUCACCUACCACGCCAUUAGUGUCUAUUGCUACAACUAAGAUUAUAGCUAAUGUUUUACGACGUCAUGAAAUUCCUGGAGCAAUUGCGAGUUUGGUAACUGGUGGAAGUGACAUUGGAGAUGCUUUAGUGACAGAUAAACGUUUACCAUUAAUAUCUUUUACGGGAAGUACAAAAGUUGGUAAAGAGAUAGCUAUAAAAGUUCAAGAACGUUUUGGAAAAUGUAUAUUAGAACUUGGUGGUAAUAAUGCUCUGAUUGUUACAAAUGAUGCUGAUUUAGAUAUGGCUAUUAGAGCAGCUGUUUUUUCAUGUAUAGGAACAGCAGGGCAAAGAUGUACUUCUACAAGGAGAUUAAUAUUAUAUUCGAAAAUAAAAAAUGAAUUUUUAAAUAAACUUAAAACAGCAUUUAAAAAUAUUUUAGAAAGAAUCGGAGAUCCAUUGGAUGAAAAUACAUUAUACGGACCUCUACACAAUCAACAAGCAGUUGAUAAUUAUGAAAAAACUAUAAAAAAUGCUGUGGCAAGUGGUGGAGUAAUUGAAUUUGGCGGAAAAAAAAUUGAACGCCCGGGAUUUUAUGUUGAACCGACAAUUAUCUCUGGAUUAUCUAUAGAUGCUGAAGUUGUACAAAUGGAAACUUUUGCUCCGAUUGUAUAUAUUUUGGAAACAGAUUCGAUUAAACAUGCUAUUUUAUUGAAUAACAAUGUUAAAUAUGGUUUGAGCAGUUCAUUAUUUACAAAUAAUCUAUUUGAUAUAUUCCAGUGGAUUGGCCCCCAUGGUUCUGAUUGUGGAAUAGUUAAUGUUAACAUUGGAACAAGUGGAGCAGAAAUUGGAGGAGCAUUUGGAGGUGAAAAGGCAACAGGAGGUGGCCGUGAAAGUGGAAGUGAUGCAUGGAAAUCAUAUAUGCGUCGUUCUACUAUCACAAUCAACUACGGUAAAGAACUUCCUCUGUCACAAGGAAUCAAAUUUCAAUGAAUUUAUGAAUAUAUAUUUUUUUGAGUAAAACAGUUUAAUAUAAAAAUUAUUUUUAUAAUUUUCUCAUAAAUUUAUUGAGAACCUUAUAAAGUCGACUUCAACAUCAAUUGAAUUUUUUUUAUGAAAUUUAUACGCUCGUGGAAUAUCAUACUUCAACUCAGCAAUGACUGUUGGUUCUGUUUUGAGUUGAUAUCCUUUUUUUAUAACAUGCUCUCUUGUAGAAGUUUUAUGUAACGAAUAAACAGCUCGAUUGGCUAA
Molecule: messenger RNA, 1972 nt
Organism: Chelonus insularis
Lineage: Eukaryota; Metazoa; Arthropoda; Insecta; Hymenoptera; Braconidae
Gene: Aldh7A1
Product: aldehyde dehydrogenase 7 family member A1
Exons: 6
Coding region: 161-1714 (517 amino acids)
Molecular function (GO): aldehyde dehydrogenase (NAD+) activity
Source: RefSeq, a predicted model, not a curated record